AUGGGUAAUAAUCCUGCCGGACCAGGACUCAAAUUAGGCAAGACACUUUCGGAUGCUGAUGUUAUUGAAUUAUCAGCUUCGUCUGGUUUUACACCAGAAAAAGUGCGCGAAUGGCAUUCCGGUUUCAUAAAAGAUUGCCCAAGUGGAAAAUUGAAUAAAAAGAAAUUUGUUGAAGUUUAUAAACAAUUUUAUCCAACUGGAAAAGCUGAAAAAUUCUGUGAAUAUAUUUUUCGUGCAUUUGAUAAUGAUAGUUCGGGAAAUAUUGAUUUUUGCGAAUUUUUAAUCGCCAUCUCGAUCACUGCUCAAGAAGAACCCAAGAAAAAAUUAGAAUGGGCAUUUUCAAUGUAUGAUAUUGACCGGAAUGGUUUUAUUGAAAAAAAAGAAAUGAAAAAAAUCAUGGAAGCAAUUUUUGAUCUUCUUGGUGAAGAAAAAAAAGGUACGAAUACACCUCAGUUGAAAGUUGAUCAAAUAUUUACAAGAAUGGAUGUUAAUGGCGAUGGAAAAUUAUCGAAAGAAGAAUUUAUUUCUGGUUGUUUACAAGAUGAUUACUUACGAAGAUUACUUGCACCAUCAGCUUCGUAG
Messenger RNA from Rotaria socialis, 582 nucleotides. The record is from the annotation of a GenBank genome assembly. NCBI's taxonomy places the organism in Eukaryota, Metazoa, Rotifera, Eurotatoria, Philodinida, Philodinidae.